AUCAAGCAACACUUGUUCUUCAAGCUCAAAACUUGUCUUCCCCCUCUCUCCUCCUCGGAACGCCAUUCGCAUGCAGUUCUCGCACAACACACUGCACAAUUAUAUUUCAAAGCGCAACCCAUUUCAACAUUUCAUCAUUUUUCUCGUGUAACCACCCCCUCACCCACGAACCCAUCCCAUGAAUUUCCCAAAAUGCCCUCAACCCAGAACCCCCUCUUCUCCUUCCUCCUACAUUCCACCCCACCGUACCCAACUGCACCCUCGCAUGAUCUCCCUCUACUCUUCUUCUUCUUCUUCCCUAAAAUAUCCAAAUCCCAACAACAAACCCCACAACGCCAAAUGCCUCUUGUUCUUCUUCGCCCUCCUCUUCUUCACCGCCCCCUUCCUCUUCUACCUCUUCUCCACCGCCCUCCAACUCUACUCCUCCCCCAAAUUCGCCGACUCCCGCCCCUACUCCUUUGCCCUCGCCCUCCGCGCCGGCCCCCACGCCCUCCGUCUCUCCGUCUUCCACUUCCUUGGCCCCGCCCGAGCCCUCCUCGCCGCCGCCCACUCCGCCGCCGCCUCCCCCGGCUUCCAAGCCGCCCCCGAUGCCCUCCGCGGCGCCGUCACGGAGCUCAUCGAGUUCGCCAAGGGGAGGGUGCCCAUGAUGGAAUGGGGAAACACCAUGGUGCGGCUGGACGCCACUGAGGAGCUCGAGGGGCUGGGCGCCGAGGAAGCGGAGAAGGUUCUGGAAUGUUUUAGACAGGCUUUGAGAGUGUCCGGAUUCUUGUUUAUGGAUGAAUGGGCACGAGUAAUUUCUGGGGAAGAACAAGGCAUCUCUUCUUGGGUUGCUGUAAAUUAUGCUCUUGGAAACUUGGGACGUGAGCCUCAAGAAACAACUGGAAUAGUUGAACUUGGUGGGGCUUCUUUGCAGGUUACAUCAGCUAAACUUAAUGCAGAUAUAGCUCAAUCUUUGCACACUAUAAGAUUGUCUGGGGUUAUGUACAACCUUUACACUCGGAGUUUGCCACAACUGGGUCAGGAUAUGGUAUGGAAAUCAUUAGAGGAGCAACUGAAAUAUAGAGAGUUGAAGCUUUCUUCAAAAUCUAGCAAAGGAAAUAUAAUUAAUCCUUGCAUUCCUAGAGGGUAUGAGUAUCCUCAGAUCUCUAAUGCAAGUGAUGUAAAACACCCACUCUUCCAACCAGAUGGGAAUUUCUCAGCAUGCAGGUCCGAAGCUCUGUCAUUGUUAAAGAGAACAGAAGAUAGAUGCCUGCAUCCACCUUGUAAAAUUACUUCAUCCUUUUAUGAGUUAUUAGGCGAACAAGAUUCAGAAAGCUUCUUGUAUACUUCUGAGAUUCUUAGGAUGGCUCCUAGGACUUCUUUGUUUCAAUUGGAGGCAGAAGGCCAACAUUAUUGUGAAGAUCAUUGGGAUGCUCUUAAAAAUCAGCAUAAUGAAGUUGAUUAUCUGGGUUUAUUGAAGUAUUGUUUCUCUUCUGCAUAUAUGCUAGCAUUACUGCAUGAUGUUCUUGGGAUUGCUAUGGAAGAGAAAAGGGUUGGAUUUGGGGACCAGAAAAUUAACAGUCAUGUUGAUUGGACGCUUGGAUCUUUCAUAAUUGAAACAAUGGCAGAACCCCUUGAAUUGGAACAUAUAGAUACAGGGAUGAUUGUUGGCAAUGAAUCACUCACAUAUUUUUCAUUAUUUGCAUUUCUUUUCUUAUUCAUACUUGCUGCAUUCUUUGUGAUGCAAUGGAGAAAGCCACAAUUGAAGACGGUAUACGACCUCGAGAAGGGACGAUAUAUUGUUACACGUUUACCCAAGUGACUCUGAUACCUCUUCCUAGAAUUUGUUAGAUUCAAUUUUCCUCAUUUUUGCAGAACAUGCAUGUUGAUGUGCUUUUCAUGUUCAUCCAAAACAUCUCAGAGAAACGUCUAAGCUCCAGGGCAACAUUGAUAUUUACUUGGCAGAUUACAGUGAAAGGACCAUUCUCUGGAGUAUGUAGAGAUUGCUCAUUGAUAUUUGGCUGUUUCAUUGAUAUUUGUAAUCUAUAGGGGUGAGUAGUUAGAUGGUUAUGGUAAAUUAGGUAGUUAAUUAAAUUUUACCUAGUAUAUAAGUCCCACUGUAUCCUAAUAGUUAAUUGAUUUUUUUUAAUAAUUUCGUCAAAUUGAUAUUGAGUUUAAUGUUUAUCCAUUGAUAGUGUAAAACUGUUAUUUAAUCAUAAAUCAUCGUUUGAAUUACUUA
Glycine soja is the source of this 2218-nucleotide messenger RNA. RefSeq names its product probable apyrase 6. Gene Ontology annotation, biological process: nucleoside diphosphate catabolic process. Gene Ontology annotation, cellular component: membrane. The record is from RefSeq and is a predicted model, not a curated record. Gene Ontology annotation, molecular function: nucleoside diphosphate phosphatase activity. The coding region runs from base 179 to 1801 and encodes 540 amino acids. The transcript is spliced from 8 exons. NCBI's taxonomy places the organism in Eukaryota, Viridiplantae, Streptophyta, Magnoliopsida, Fabales, Fabaceae.